Ooceraea biroi (clonal raider ant) is the source of this 2524-nucleotide messenger RNA. RefSeq names its product STAM-binding protein-like. Gene Ontology annotation, biological process: protein K63-linked deubiquitination. Lineage: Eukaryota; Metazoa; Arthropoda; Insecta; Hymenoptera; Formicidae. Gene Ontology annotation, molecular function: metal-dependent deubiquitinase activity; protein binding; K63-linked deubiquitinase activity. Gene Ontology annotation, cellular component: endosome; membrane. The record is from RefSeq and is a predicted model, not a curated record.
UAAUCCUUUCCUACAUGUAUUUCUAAUCUGAUGCAUAAAUUCUUCGAUAUUUUCAACAGUUUAAUCGUGUUGCUCGAACUGUAUGGAUGUUAUGAUACAUUCUAGUGAAGGAAACCUAACCUAACAGAGUAAGACUUGAAAUUUGUCAAGAUCGGUGAAACUUUGGAGGUGAUAAGUGGGGUUUCAGGAUAACAUGUUAACUUUUGCGUUUCGUUCUAAUCAAAAAUCGAAAUGGUGUCUUGAAGGACAUUUUUAAAUGUUGAAACGCUGAAGCAACUAAAUCGUAUAUGAAUGCUUAUUCAUAGUUAGAGAUAUAGUUAACCUAAACAAGAUGGACAAGAUCAAGCAGUCUUGGAAGGAAAUGGGUAUCAUAGAUCCUAAAGAACGAUUGAGAUCUCUUGGAGAGCAUGCCUCGAAGGUGGAAAUCGAUCCAAAUAUUCCAGCCAGAAGAUAUUAUCGCUCUGGAGUAGAAAUGGUCAGGCUAGCAGAUAUGAAUAUGAAGGAUGGGAGUUAUGAGAAUGCUUACGUACUGUACAUAAAGUUUACAACACUUUUUUUGGAUAAAAUGAAGGCUCAUCCACAAUUUAAUAGUAUACCUGCCAAGGAUAAGGCAAUGAACAUGCAUGAUCUACGAACUGCUCUUUCCAAAGCUGAAAAACUAAAGAAACAAUUGCUGGAACAAUAUCAGGCUGAAUUAGAUAAGUAUUUGGAAGAUUUAAAGGAAAGAGAGAGGAUUGAAAAGGAGCGUUUAAGACAAGAGGAGCUUCAAAGGCAAAAAGAAGACGAAGAUAGAAGGAAUAAAAUGGCUGCUUUAGCAGCUGUUAGAGCAGCGAAGGCUGCUCAAAUCAGUACAAGUGUUGUAAUACCAGAAGAAGUAAAGAGUGAGCAAUUACCUUCUGUUACCUCCAAGACUGUGAUAAGUCCUUCAAAUGAUAAUAAGAUAUCUAAACCAUCCGGGAACAUAAUAACACCAAAAGUAGAUCGUUCUACGAAACCUUCCUUAUUAACAAGUGAUGCAUUAUCUUUGCGCGACAUUAUUCUGCCGACUAAACUGAUGAACAACUUUCUCAUGCUUUCUUACGACAACACAAUAAACAAUAAAGAAACCUGUGGUAUUUUGGCUGGCAGAUUGGAGCGAAACAAAUUGCUAGUAACGCAUCUGCUGAUUCCAGAACAAACUGGUACUCCAGACUCCUGUACCACGCACAAUGAAGAAAAUAUCUUUGAUUAUCAGGACCAGCACAACCUUAUUACGCUCGGAUGGAUUCAUACUCAUCCUACGCAGACUGCAUUCUUAUCGAGCGUGGAUCUGCACACGCAUUGUGCCUAUCAGCUUAUGAUGGCCGAAGCGAUAGCGAUAGUUUGUGCACCUAAAUAUGACGAAACGGGAUUCUUUGUUCUGACAUCAGAUUACGGUUUGGAUUUCAUUGCAGACUGUAGAGAAACAGGAUUUCACCCUCAUCCUACUGAACCACCGUUAUACACGAGUGCGAAACAUUGCAAAUUAGAUGCAACUGCAUUCAUCGAAAUCGUGGAUUUGCGAAAAAAAUGAUACAUUUCGGACGCGGGAUAAUUAUUUUACGGAAAAAGUUUGAUACGACAUUAUUUAUAAUAACGUUAUAAUAUAUUUUUUAUUUGUGUUAUAUUUUUAUAACGAUUUAAUUCUGAGAUUACAAAACUUAGAAUAAAACGGUGAGUCGUAUAUUGUGCAAGUAAUGCAUAAUUGUAACAGCAAAAAUUUACAAAUCAACAAUCACGCUGAAAAUAUUACAAAUUAGAUUAAUAGCAUUUAAAAACCAUACACACAUAUGUGUUGUUACAUUUAAAAAAUUUGCAACUAAAGAUUUAUACUACAUUUAAGUACUUCUCUAGAUAAGGCAAAUGUUUUCAUUAAAAGAGCAGUUGUGAAUUAUUAUCCUAGAAAUUUAUAGUAUUAUAGUUUUCUGCAUAAAAAUUGCUUGUAUAAAGUUUACCGUGCCUUUAAAAGGAAAAUAAUGGUGUUCAUAGUGUUACACGCUAAUUACAUAGUCGUAACAUGGAAUUAUAAUUAAUUAUUUAAUAUAUAAAGAUAGAGUUAUCAAAUGCAUCAAGCUUAAUAUUAAAAUAAAAACUGUACUACAUGUAAAACUAUAUGUACUAUAUAAAAGUUGAUUCUUAUUGCGUUAAUUUAUCAAAUUCCAAUUACAUUAUUAUUAACAAUUAAUAUUGUUAAAUAAGUUAUAUUAAGUUGUACUAUGUUGCAUUAUGUUUUAUUAAGUAUGCACAAAUGUACAUUAUGUUACAUGUAAUAUGUUGUACAUUUAUAUGCCUAAUUUAUAUGUAUAUAUUUGAAACAAACUUACUAUAUACAGUACAUAUACACAUAUUUUACAGUAAAAACUAUAUAAGAUGUCUAUGACGAAAUAUAGGGAUCAAUGAUAAAGAUUAUAUUGAUUGAAUCAGCAUAAAAUUGUCAAAAUAUUAUGUAUUUACGCUCUAGUCAUAACAUAGCUAGCUUGCUAGUCAAAGAAUAAUAAUAAGAUAA